CGGGACAAUGGAUGGUGAUGAGAGCCAGGACAUGUCCCAAGUCUCAGGGAAGGAAAGCCCUCCCGUCAGUGACACUCCGGACGACGGCGACGAGCCCAUGCCCGUCCCGGAAGACCUGUCCACCACGUCCGGAGGGCAGCAGACCUCGAAGAGCGACAGAGGCAUGGCCGGUAAUGUUAAAGUAGAGGCUCAGAGUGACGAAGAGAAGGGACAUGCCUGUGACAGGAAUGGGGACGCUUGUGCCCAGGACUUGCGCGCGCUCGGUGCCGCGGGAGAGGACACGAAUGGCUCCCACGGUGGCCAAGGCGGCAGAGCUCUGUCGGGAGCUGGCGGCAUCCGACUUCCUAACGGCAAACUAAAGUGUGAUGUCUGUGGCAUCAUUUGCAUCGGCCCCAAUGUGCUCAUGGUCCACAAGAGGAGCCACACGGGUGAGCGUCCCUUCCAGUGCAACCAGUGCGGGGCCUCCUUCACCCAGAAGGGCAACCUGCUCAGACACAUCAAGCUGCACUCGGGGGAGAAGCCCUUCAAAUGCCACCUCUGCAACUACGCCUGCCGCCGGAGGGACGCGCUCACCGGCCACCUGCGGACGCAUUCCGUUGGUAAACCUCACAAAUGUGGAUAUUGUGGCCGAAGCUAUAAACAGCGAAGCUCUUUAGAGGAACAUAAAGAGCGUUGCCACAACUACUUGCAAACCAUGGGCCUUCCAGGCACGCUGUACCCAGUCAUUAAAGAAGAGACGAACCACGGGGAGAUGGCAGAAGACCUGUGCAAGGCAGGAGCCGAGAGAGCCCUGGUGCUGGACAGGCUCGCAAGUAACGUCGCCAAACGUAAGAGCUCUAUGCCUCAGAAAUUUGUUGGUGACAAGUGCCUGUCGGACCUGCCCUACGACAGUGGCACCGGCUACGAGAAGGAAAGCGAGAUGAUGCAGAGCCACGUGAUGGACCAGGCCAUCAACAACGCCAUCAGCUACCUGGGGGCCGAGUCCCUGCGCCCGCUGGUGCAGACGCCCCCGGGCAGCUCCGAGGUGGUCCCGGUCAUCAGCCCGCUGUACCCGCUGCACAAGGCCCACGGGGACGGCCCCGGGAGGGCCAACCACUCGGCCCAGGACAGCGCCGUGGAGAACCUGCUGCUGCUGUCCAAGGCCAAGUCGCUGUCCUCCGAGAGGGAGGCGUCCCCGAGCAACAGCUGCCAAGACUCCACGGACACGGAGAGCAACACGGAGGAGCACCGGGGAGGCCUCAUCUACCUGACCAACCACAUCGGCGCCCACGCCCGCAACGGGCUUUCCAUCAAGGAGGAGCACGCGGCCUACGAGGUGCUGCGAGCCGCCUCUGACAGCCCCCAGGACGCCUUCCGCGUGGUGGGCACGAGCGGGGAGCCCAUCAAGGUGUACAAGUGUGAACACUGCCGCGUGCUGUUCCUGGACCACGUCAUGUACACCAUCCACAUGGGCUGCCACGGCUUCCGCGACCCCUUCGAGUGCAACAUGUGCGGCUACCACAGCCAGGACAGGUACGAGUUCUCGUCGCACAUCACGCGAGGGGAGCACCGUUUCCACAUGAGCUAA
Molecule: messenger RNA, 1567 nt
Organism: Miniopterus natalensis
Lineage: Eukaryota; Metazoa; Chordata; Mammalia; Chiroptera; Miniopteridae
Gene: IKZF1
Product: IKAROS family zinc finger 1
Biological process (GO): positive regulation of transcription by RNA polymerase II
Cellular component (GO): nucleus
Molecular function (GO): DNA-binding transcription factor activity; RNA polymerase II cis-regulatory region sequence-specific DNA binding
Source: RefSeq, a predicted model, not a curated record